AUGCCGAAAGUGAAACGAAGUCGUAAACCGCCACCAGAAGGAUGGGAAUUAAUUGAGCCAACGCUGGAGGAGUUGGACCAGAAAAUGAGAGAGGCCGAGACUGACCCCCACGAAGGAAUGAGGAAAGCCGAAGCACUGUGGCCCAUUUUUAGAAUUCACGGACAAAAGUCCAGAUAUAUUUUUGAUCUUUUUUAUAAAAGAAAGGCUAUAUCGAGAGAACUAUACGAAUACUGUUUGAAAGAGAAGAUUGCCGAUGCCAACCUCAUUGCGAAGUGGAAGAAGACAGGCUACGAGAACCUCUGCUGCCUACGUUGCAUACAAACACAAGACACCAACUUCCACACCAACUGCAUCUGCAGGGUUCCAAAAUCUAAACUGGAAGAGGGUAAAAUUGUAGAAUGCGUGAACUGUGGAUGCAGAGGUUGUUCUGGCUGA
Molecule: messenger RNA, 435 nt
Organism: Helobdella robusta
Lineage: Eukaryota; Metazoa; Annelida; Clitellata; Rhynchobdellida; Glossiphoniidae
Exons: 4
Coding region: 1-435 (144 amino acids)
Biological process (GO): mRNA splicing, via spliceosome
Cellular component (GO): spliceosomal complex; nucleus
Source: RefSeq, a predicted model, not a curated record